Molecule: messenger RNA, 6722 nt
Organism: Diceros bicornis minor
Lineage: Eukaryota; Metazoa; Chordata; Mammalia; Perissodactyla; Rhinocerotidae
Gene: ZNF207
Product: zinc finger protein 207
Exons: 12
Coding region: 117-1604 (495 amino acids)
Cellular component (GO): nucleus
Source: RefSeq, a predicted model, not a curated record
UGUCUGUUUCCUGUGGGACGCGGUGGUGGCGGUUGGGUCUGAAGAGCGAGGGAUUUUUCUCUUCGUUUUUCCUGCUAGUUUUCUCUUCCCUUUUCCUUUGUCGGUAGAGCGCGGUUAUGGGUCGCAAGAAGAAGAAGCAGCUCAAGCCGUGGUGCUGGUAUUGUAAUAGAGAUUUUGAUGAUGAGAAGAUCCUUAUACAGCACCAAAAAGCAAAGCAUUUUAAAUGCCAUAUAUGUCAUAAGAAAUUGUACACAGGACCUGGUUUAGCUAUUCAUUGCAUGCAGGUGCAUAAAGAGACAAUAGAUGCUGUACCAAAUGCAAUACCUGGGAGAACAGACAUAGAGUUAGAAAUAUAUGGUAUGGAAGGUAUUCCAGAAAAAGACAUGGAUGAAAGAAGACGACUUCUUGAACAGAAAACGCAAGCAGAGAGUCAAAAAAAGAAACAACAAGAUGAUUCUGAUGAGUAUGAUGAUGAUGACUCUGCAGCUUCAACUUCAUUUCAACCACAGCCUGUUCAACCUCAACAAGGUUAUAUCCCCCCAAUGGCACAGCCAGGCCUACCACCAGUUCCGGGAGCACCGGGAAUGCCUCCAGGCAUACCUCCAUUAAUGCCAGGUGUUCCUCCUCUGAUGCCAGGAAUGCCACCAGUUAUGCCAGGCAUGCCACCUGGAUUGCAUCAUCAGAGAAAAUACACCCAGUCAUUUUGCGGUGAAAACAUAAUGAUGCCAAUGGGUGGAAUGAUGCCACCUGGACCAGGAAUACCACCUCUGAUGCCUGGUAUGCCACCAGGUAUGCCCCCUCCUGUUCCACGUCCUGGAAUUCCUCCAAUGACUCAAGCACAGGCUGUUUCAGCACCAGGUAUUCUUAAUAGACCACCUGCACCAACAGCAACAGUUCCUGCUCCGCAGCCUCCAGUUACUAAGCCUCUUUUCCCCAGUGCUGGACAGAUGGGGACACCUGUAACAAGCUCAAGUACAGCUUCAUCCAAUUCAGAAAGUCUGUCUGCAUCUUCUAAAGCUCUGUUUCCUAGCACAGCACAAGCUCAGGCAGCUGUGCAAGGACCUGUUGGUACAGAUUUCAAGCCCUUAAAUAGUACCCCUGCAACAACUACAGAACCCCCAAAGCCUACGUUCCCUGCUUAUACACAGUCUACAGCUUCAACCACUAGUACAACAAAUAGCACUGCAGCUAAGCCAGCAGCUUCAAUAACAAGUAAGCCUGCUACACUUACAACAACCAGUGCAACCAGUAAGUUGAUCCAUCCAGAUGAGGAUAUAUCACUGGAGGAGAGAAGGGCACAGUUACCUAAAUAUCAACGUAAUCUUCCUCGACCAGGACAGGCUCCCAUCGGUAAUCCACCAGUUGGACCAAUUGGAGGUAUGAUGCCACCACAGCCAGGCAUCCCACAGCAACAAGGAAUGAGACCCCCGAUGCCGCCUCAUGGUCAGUAUGGUGGUCAUCAUCAAGGCAUGCCAGGUUACCUUCCUAGUGCUAUGCCGCCGUAUGGGCAGGGACCGCCAAUGGUGCCGCCUUACCAAGGUGGGCCUCCUCGACCUCCGAUGGGAAUGAGACCUCCUGUAAUGUCGCAAGGUGGCCGUUACUGAUCUUACUUCAUCCAAUCUAAUAGGUUUGGAGAUUAAACCUUUUCUCAACUUGUGCUGUUUAUAUAGCCAAGCUUCCGUCAAUAAGGCUUCAUUGUGACUUUAACAAACAUUAUCUUCCCACAUACCAGGAACUAUUGGACAUUUAUUUUACAUGGGAAAAAUUAUUUGGAAUAAUAAAGCAGGAACUUUUCCUGAAGUUGCAAUUUAUACUGUAUGGCUUCUUUUUCAUGUUUCAUCUAGGUUUUUAGAAGUGAAGUAUAGUAAAUUUGGUUCGUUAUAUUGUGAAGGCGCUGGAAUUACAUGAACAUACCACCUUAAUAAAGGCAAGUUCUGUAAGCUUACGUUGCUAUUUGUAAAGUUAUGCCUUCACAGCAUUUCAGAUGCUGUUGGACUUCAUGUCCCCAACCUAGCUUGGUGAGGGCUGUAACUGUUUCCAAGUACCUGUACAUUGGAAGUCUGAAAUGUGUAACAAUAUUUAAUGUAUUUAGAGUUCCUCAUGUUGCAGGGUUUAAGAAAUCUGACCCACCAAGGUCAUGUGACUUUUCUGUACUGUUAAACUUCAUUGUAAUAAAAUAAGAGAAAAAUUUAUGCCUUUUUAUUCAUAACCCAGCUGUGGACCACUGCCUGAAAGGUUUGUACAGAUGCAUGCCACAGUAGAUGUCCACAUAAUAAAAUUCAGAGUUACCAAUGCAGUUUUGAUAUAUCAUUGGAUUCUGUCCUUGAAUUGUAGGUUGUUCUUAGCUGCAUGUUUUAAACUGGACAGUAUAUAUAGAAUUGUAUGUUAGUGCUUCAGUUGACAGAAACAUUUAGAUACAUGAGUCAUUACAUAAUGGGUAUGAAAUCUUUAUAUUGUGUCACCUUGCCACCCCCUUGGUGUCAAUACAUGUUACAUGUCAUAGAUAUUUAAAAUGUAAAUCUUAAUAUUCCCUCCUUCCUGCUGAUGAUGUUUAGAGCCUAGUGCCAGACCCAUUCAUUCAUUUCCUUCUGAUUAUUUUUGAGACUACAGUACUGUGUGGACCACAGAAGCUUUUCAAGGUGCAAACUUCUAGAAGCUUAGGUGCAUGCAGUAAUAGCUUUUUGUGCUGUUAACGGGUUGGUAUAUGUUCUGUGUAAUGCCGAGGAUGUAAAUGCCUGUGUUAGGAUGGUUAACAGAUGGAUUCAAAAUUUUUAACUUUUAUGUUCUUGGAAGAUUACAUUAUUUCUUUGAUUAGAUGGCUAGCUUCUGUUAUUAUUAAGCCUAAAUGGCUUUGCUGUUAACAUUUUCAUCCUUGGAAAUUUAAGUGUUACUGUGUUCCUAUGGAGAACUUUUCUGUAGAGAUGACUGCUGUUAUUCAGUAUCUUGUAUUGGCAAGUCUCUUAUAAUAAUAGCUCUUGUUGAUCUCUUUCUGACGUCCAUUUGAUCUUUACUUUUGCCAGAGUAGUUUUAUGGUUAUUUAAGUAUCUAAUGACCUGUACAAAGUGUAAUUAUUAAUAUAAUGAACUCAAGUUGAGUUUUUCCUCAAUAUAAAGUUUAGACUUCUAAGAAAGUGGUAACAUUUCUUUAUAACCUUGAUGUGAAGGUGUAGAUAUAAGACAUGAAAUGCGAAGUUUUCUUUAAAAAAACAAGGUUUAACCUUGUAGGAAAAUAUUGAAAAAUGUUUUAACCAUCAUAAAAAAGUCUGUAUUUAAGUGGCAAGUAAAAGUCAUUCAUGUAAACAAAACAUUGCAAGUAUUAUAAAGCUGAGUGCUAUUUUAAAUCUGAUAUUUUGCUCCACUGGUUUUAUAACUCCUGUGUUGUGGUACCAUUGAGGAUCUAAAAAUUCUGUAGCUUGAAAAGGCAGCAUCCAUGUGUCACCAAGAAUGCAUUUCUUCCUUCUGCCAGCAGCCAAGCCCCAUUCCCCUUUCUCCACCAAAUGCCUGCCUACCUAAAUAGUUUUGGAAUUAACAUACUCUUCUUAGAUUUGGCAGCACAUUUAUCAUACUGCCAAGGAAAAACCUGUGUUGAAAAUAUUUAAGGUAAACAUGGCAUGAUUAAAUUUAGAAUGAUUAGAUAGGAAGUGUUCUCCCAAACCAGAUGUCUCAAGCAUUUCAUGUACAGGCUUAUCAGCAAACUACAAAUGGGUUAGUGAUGUUUUCAGAAGUUGUGCAAAGCUUCAUUUGCAUUUAAUGCAAAGAGAACUUAUUUUUAUAUCAAGGUUUGUUACUUUCCCAGAUCUGAAAAGAGAAGAUAUUAUUAGUAUUAAAUAAGUGAUAGAAUUCUUAUUAAAAGUUAAUUCAAAGUGUUAUGCAUGGCACUUAAAAAACAAGCACAUCUCUUGUGUUUUGUAGGUAUAUGGCUCAGGUGGUGCCCAUUUGGUAUAUUGAAAGUGUAAUUUGUGCAUGCAUCAGAGCAUAAUUAAGCUUCUAGAAAAUACCAUUUACCUAACUGCUUCUGGGGUCCAUAGUGUGGUUAAAUCGUGAGUGGAACAAAUUACAUUGAAAUAACUCUUACUUGUGCUUCCUUAAAUAAUAGAUGAAGUUGAGUCGAAGUAGACAUCAACUGCCCUCAGAGAAGACAACUUCUGAGAUUUGAUAUAUUCAGGCAGGCAUUGUGAUUGCCAUCAUUAAGGAAGUUGUAAGAUUAAUGGGGCUGCCGGCUUUGGCUCUACCUUAAAUCCACUACUAUAUCACCUUUUGUAAAGAAAACAAAAACGACUUAAACUUUUUGUCUGGCACUAGUUUCUAUUGUAUAGAUUUUACUACUGUAUGACAAUAACAAGACCAGCAGGUGAGGAUCAAGUUUUGAGUGGCUGCUGGAAUUAUCAUUUGAUUUGAAUACUUACCGUUUUAGUGAUCGCUCACACAUUUACCAUUAGGAAUGGGGAAAAUACUCUUAGUGUACUCCUGUUCCACUGAUCAAGUUACAUAUUGAGGUUAAACUCAGCUUAAACAUAGUUAUUUGGGGGGAGAUCCCCAACAACAUAAGUAUGGGCUCAGAAUGGAAUUAUAGUUAACAGUAGUUUUUUAGAAAAAAGAGCUGCUUUUUUUCUUUUGCUUGCUUGAUCAUUGGGAUUUUUUUUUUAAUGCAUGUCUUUUAAAUUAAUUGGGUAAUGUUUUUCUAAAAUUAAAAUUUUCUUCUUCCUAUAGCCCUGCCAUAGGACAGGCUGAGGCUGAGUCUCAGUGUUGCCCUGUUCAGUCUGAGGCAAGUGGGAUUUAUUUUAUUCCUUGUAGGGGCUUUCACAGCUUUAUGGCUGUUGGAUAUUUAUGUCCCCAAACUUGCAGCAAGUUUGGUGAAGGCCCCUAAAUUUAAUUAAACUUAGGAUUUUUAUACUCUUUUGGCAGAGAAGGCUCUAUAUUAAUAUUCACGUUUGACUGUGGUGUUAAUAAAUCAAAAAAGUAUUUUAUAUAUAAUUUUAUGUAAUUUACUUUGUGUUACAUAAUAUUGGACAGCCUCGGUAUUACUAUAUUGAACUUCAGUAAAUUGACAAAAUUUGACAUUCUUGAUUUGGAGGCAUGAAAUGUUUCAUUCAAAUUUUCCGCUUUCACUUUUAGGAAAAUCUUAUGUGUUAUUUUCUCCUCAAACUAUUAAAUUUAACUUCAAGGAUAAGUUUAAUCAUUAGAAAUGCCACUGGAUACUGGAAUCUGCUUUCUUAAUCCCAAAGUUAUGCAUUCACCAUUAAGGUUGAAAGGUCAUCUGGAAAUGCUUGUAAUUUUUGAUAUUUUCAAACCUCACCACAUUAGAGCAAAUGUUAAUGUAGAGCCCUGGGAAGAGUGGGGAGGUUGUGUGUGUGUGGUAUGUGUGUGUAUACACAACACAUUUGAGAUAAUAAAAGAAUUUGGGUAUUACACACCUGACAGUGGCUAGUGGCUAGAUUACUAAUUUUCAGGUAGCCAAACUGAAAUUGGAUCAUGUGGUAAAGUUAGUGUAUUAAACCUAUGAUUUUGAAAUGAUUUUGAGGUUCUUUUUCAGCCUUACUGAACAAUAUUUUAUUAUGCAGUAUGCACACAUGAGAAGUAGCCACGUUUGUUUCCAACUAAAAUUUGCUUUUAUCUGAUGAGAAAAGUGUGUAUGUUGUAGGGGGUAAAAAGGAAACCGAAGAGAGCCAAAACAAACCUGGAUUAUUUUUGUUUUUUCCUGUGUUUAAGCCACCGUUCUAUUCAGAUAGCAUUUUCCUCUGAACAACAGUGACAAUUAACAUACAGUACAACAUUUAGGAAACCUGAGAUUGUGUUUCUUUGUGGUUUUAAUUCUUGGAAACAUAAAAAAGAUGCACUAAGUAAAUUCUACAUUUUCACCUGUUUGAUUAGAACAUAUGCUUUUCUCUGUAACUGAAUCAUGGAAAAAAGAUUUUAAUGUUUGAACAAAGAAUUUUGUCACAACAAAAAUAUUCCAUUGGGAUAUUUUAUAACCUACUCAGUAAUUGCACCUUUUCUGUUGCAUCCACUGUCCCCUAAUAUACUGAAAUGUUUAAGAGUGAAGCUGCUUGACCUAAUUCUAAUAGUGAUAAUUGAAAUAAUUAUAACUGAAAUAGGUUCUUACAUUCUUGAGUACUGGAAGUGGGAGGGAGUUUUUAAGGGUGGCAUAAUUUGUUGAAGGUGAUAGAGAUACCUAAUUUAAGAUGUAGUUUCUUUGAUAUCUCUAGUUCUGUGACUCAAAUAUGAUUUUGACAAUUACAUAACUUUUGGGUAUCUGUUAUGUCCACUGGUAAAACUUGGUAAAUGAAAGGAAACGUUGAAGUCACUUCUUAACAGAGAUAAAAUUUUGUUGGAGUAAACUGACACUUGUAUUGGUUAGAGGAUUAAAGAUAAUAUUAAACAUGUAUCCUAAAAUUGUGUAUAAAUCAGGUAUGUCUUUUUAAAAAGGUGGUAUUUACCUACCUAAUAUUGAAUAAUCUUUGUAUGUUAUUCCAAAAUGAAACCAUUGUCUCUUACUGUAACUUUUAUGGAAAAGUCUUCUAAAAUGAGGGAUUCAGUUAUAAGACUAUUGAUUAUAGGGCAGAUUUUUGUAAGUAAGCAUUAUCCCAAUUAACACUUCUGCUAGCUAUCUCAUGACUUGAAUAUUAGUGAAGGUUACUCUUUUUUUUCCCUCUCUCAGUAUUUUAUUUUCUGUCAUCUGAAUGAUUUUAAUAAAUAAUCUUUUGUUUUUUAGCGUAGAAAUCA